Molecule: messenger RNA, 342 nt
Organism: Racocetra persica
Lineage: Eukaryota; Fungi; Glomeromycota; Glomeromycetes; Diversisporales; Gigasporaceae
Source: the annotation of a GenBank genome assembly
AUGAACGGAAAAACAAAAUUACACUCCAAAAGUUCCCUCACCAAACGCUUUAAAAAAGUAGGGAAAAAAUUAAAACACUGGCACGCUUAUACUUCCCAUUUGGCUUAUAGCAAGACACCCAAACAAAAAAGACAUUUACGCAAAAGUUCCUUAUUAGACAAAAGUGACUGGCAACGUUUAAAAAAGAUUAUUACCAAACGGGAAGAAGUUUCAGGUCAAACAAGUGGUGCUUAUGACGGAGCUAGCCAAGAUGUUGGUCGCAGUGGAACUACUAUGCAUGGUGGAACUUACGAAGCUGGUCAUGGUGGGGAAUAUAGUUCUGAAAAAACUGAAUACAAUGCG